AUGAGAAGCCGUUUUCAGAUUUUAGCCAGUUUCCUGCUGUUUUUACUACACAUUAAUUGGGUAAAUGGCUAUAGGCCAAUUGUACAACCGGGAGAGAAGUUAACUACAUCCGAAGAGCCAAAACCAUGGUAUAGAACCAUUUAUGGUGACAAAGUAGAGAUUGUCACACCUACCGUUGUUGCAGGUGUUACUUUUUCACGUAAACCAUUAGAGACGCCUGAUCCAUUGGAACCAUGGGUUUCAUUAAAUAAAAAUGGUAUACCUAAAACUAUCAAGCCUGAAAUUAAGAAUGGUAGAACCAAGAAUGGGCAUCCUGAUUACUCCACCUUUUUCAAAGAAGUUCACACCAAAACUCUUGGUUAUGAUGAUUUGAAGGCGGAGAAUAUGGAUUACGGUGAUGUACAUGAGGAAGAGGUUUUUGAAGAUGAAGAUGAGACUUAUACUUCUUUGAAUCCCAUUGUUAGAUGUACUCCCAAGAGGUAUUUUAAUAAGGGCCAUUCCAAGAACAUUCCCAGUGAACCAUUUUGUACUCCACAUGAAGAUUCUAUCUGGAAUGUGGGUAAAACUUAUUUCUUGACCUGGUAUACUCACUUCUUCAGGGAUGAACAUUCGAAUGAAGUUGUCGAAAGAGUCAGGAUUCAUAUGGCCUACAUCAGAGAGAAAUCUAAUGAGAAGGGUGUUUUGAAAAGAGAUGCACCAUCUGCUACUUUUUUCCAUUCUGAAUGGAUUAAAAAUGCAGACGGUGUUUACCCAAUAGAAAUUCUUCACGAAUGGUUACAAGGUGUAAGAACUCGCAAAAUUGUUAUCUCUGUGCAACCAGAAACUGUAUCGGAUGCAGAGUUUGAUCCAUUGACACACGGUGUAUUUGUGUAUUUGGAUGAAGGUAGUAGAGUCUACAAGCAAACUAAUAAAGAAUUGGCAUUGAAUGAUGCGGGUAUUACUGAUGAUAAAUGGUACUACGUGGUGGUUUCAAUUCCCACAGCCGUGAUUGUUGCACUUGUAUUGAUGUACUUCUUUAUUAUUGCCAAUCGUAGAUACAGUGAUUUUUCAGAGGUUACCAACAAGGCAUGGCAAAAGAAACAUCGUGUUCUAGGUAAAGUUACCGAUUUUAAGAAGUACAAAAACAUGAAGAAUAGACCCUACUCAGAAUUGCCUAUGCAUAAUAAGGGAAAUCCAGGCAAACAGAGUUAA
Messenger RNA from Zygosaccharomyces rouxii, 1191 nucleotides. RefSeq names its product Psg1p (gene PSG1). Lineage: Eukaryota; Fungi; Ascomycota; Saccharomycetes; Saccharomycetales; Saccharomycetaceae. Bases 1 to 1191 code for a protein of 396 amino acids. The transcript has a single exon. The record is from RefSeq and is a predicted model, not a curated record.